Prosopis cineraria is the source of this 950-nucleotide messenger RNA. Its product is annotated as peptidyl-prolyl cis-trans isomerase. NCBI's taxonomy places the organism in Eukaryota, Viridiplantae, Streptophyta, Magnoliopsida, Fabales, Fabaceae. The coding region runs from base 119 to 637 and encodes 172 amino acids. The transcript has a single exon. The record is from RefSeq and is a predicted model, not a curated record. Gene Ontology annotation, molecular function: peptidyl-prolyl cis-trans isomerase activity. Gene Ontology annotation, biological process: protein folding; protein peptidyl-prolyl isomerization.
UGUCUCUUCAAGCUGAGAUCCUCCAGUGUCUAUUGUGGGAUAGUGGGAUAGUGUUCACAAAUUAUAAUCGUAAUUCGACCUGUGACGUUCUUUCUGAAUUUCGAUCGCACCAUCCGCUAUGGCGAAUCCUAGGGUUUUCUUUGACAUGUCAAUCGGUGGAGCACCGGCUGGACGGAUCGUGAUGGAAUUGUUCGCAGACACGACGCCUCGCACGGCGGAGAAUUUCCGGGCGCUGUGCACGGGUGAGAAGGGGAUAGGGCGGAGCGGGAAGCCGCUGCACUACAAGGGGUCGAGUUUUCACAGAGUCAUCCCGGGAUUCAUGUGCCAGGGUGGGGAUUUCACAGCCGGAAAUGGAACCGGUGGAGAAUCGAUAUACGGUGCGAAAUUCGAGGAUGAGAAUUUCGCAAAGAAGCACACUGGACCUGGAAUAUUAUCGAUGGCCAACGCGGGCCCUGACACCAAUGGAUCUCAGUUCUUCAUUUGUACGGCUAAGACAGCGUGGCUGGAUGGAAAGCACGUGGUGUUUGGACAGGUAGUGGAGGGCAUGGAUGUGGUGAAGGCGAUCGAGAAGGUUGGCUCCUCCUCUGGUAGAACCUCCAAGCCUGUUGUCAUCGCCGACUGCGGCCAACUUUCUUGAGCCUGAAUUUUCGGUUGCAGAAUAAAACUUUGCACUGCAUGGAAUCUAGACCGAAUUUGGUGACUUUAGUCUGAGACGUUGGCCUUUGCUGUUUACCAUCAAAAAUAGAUUAGAACUUAGAAGUGCGAAGGUAUAUGAAGAAGAUGGAUAUGAAGUAUGCGAGUUCGCGGCUGUAAUGUGAUUUCGUACCAUACAACUUACAGGAGUCUCUACUCUCUGUAUGCUUAGGUGUUUCGUUUAGUGAAGCACAAGCUUGAUGGGGGUAAUAAUAAUCUUGAUGCUAUGAAAACUGUUUUCUUUUUCUUCCUCUCAA